AGCAACAGACAGAUUGGCAGGAAAGGCCUGUCAGCCGUGGCCUGUGCCACCCAGAGAGCCCCCAUCCAUGCAAAUGACCCGGGGAGAAACUGCCUGGCAAAACUCCAGCAAAAGUCCACUUGAGGUGAGGGGACCUGAGGAUUUGGUGAAGAGCACUGCCUCCCCCAGAACACCCCACACAUCCUGGGGUGCAGCAAAUCUGGCUUUCUGCCAGGAAUCGAUGCCAUAUGUUCCUGUGUCCCCACUGGCUCUGACUGGCUUUGCCAGAAAACAAUGUGGGAGAUCUCCCACAAGAAACAUCUUUCAUUUUCUCACUGUUGACCUUCAUAUGCACUUAAAAAAAAAAUCUUCAUGGCAUUUUCCUCCUGCAUUGCCCCUAGGCCAAAGCUAAAGGAACACAUUGGUCACUUGGCUAAGUCAUUUCUCUUCUGGAGUCUGGAGCACAAACUUCAUUUUCACAUGAUCCAGUGACAGUCCCAUGUCUUGUUUCAGCCGCAGGCAGAGUGCAAACCUGAUCCCUUCCCUAUUUCCUAGAGAGAGAUAUAAGAGCUCCCGGUUUUGGGGUGACAAACUGAUUUGCCUCAGCAGGACCUGUCACCCACACAAUGCCAUCUUUGUGAUUAAGAAAUCUCAACUAAACCACUGGAUGCUGCUCUCCAGACCUGGAAGAAAUUGUGCACCAAUGCUGUGGAUAAAUGGGUGUAUACAUUAUCAUAAUAACUGGCUAAUGAGUCCUCUAGGAAGCUCAACAAGCUCCCAAGAGAGAAGCAAGAAUCCAAAUGAGCAGCUGGGUGUGGUGCUCACCGAGGGAGGAUUUGUGAAAGGUGAGAAUAAGAAACUGGGACUCUUUGGGAGCUACGUCGACAUCUUCAGAGGGAUUCCCUUUGCUGCCCCCACAAAGACUCUGCAAGACCCUGAACCUCAUCCUGGCUGGGAUGGAACAUUGGAAACAAAGGAAUUCAAACCACGCUGCAUGCAGAUGACACUGACACAGACUGAUGUUCGUGGGAGUGAGGACUGUCUCUACCUGAACAUCUGGAUCCCUCAAGGGAGGAAACAGAUCUCUACCAAGCUGCCUGUGAUGGUUUUUAUUUACGGCGGCGCUUUCCUGGUGGGAGGCAGCCAGGGCGCCAAUUUCCUGAACAACUACCUGUACGAUGGGGAGGAGAUCGCCGUGCGGGGCAACGUCAUCGUGGUGACCGUCAACUACCGCCUGGGGCCGCUGGGCUUCCUGAGCACCGGGGACGAAAAUCUGCCAGGGAACUACGGGCUCAAGGACCAGCACAUGGCCAUUGCCUGGGUGAAGAGGAACAUCAAGGCCUUUGGGGGUGACCCAGACAACAUCACCAUCUUUGGGGAAUCGGCCGGUGCCACCAGUGUCUCCCUGCAGACGCUGUCCCCAAAGAACAAGGGCCUGUUCAAGAGAGCCAUCAGCCAGAGCGGUGUCGGGCUCUGCAGCUGGGCCAUCCAGAGGGACCCGCUCCUCUGGGCCAAAAAGCUUGGAGAAAAGGUGGGCUGCUCCACAGACAACACCACCAUCUUGGCCAGCUGCCUGCGCAGCUCUGACCCCAAAACCUUGACCCUGGCCUACCAUCUGCAGCUCACCCACCUGCCCAUGCCCCUGGUGCACACCCUGGCCCUGUCUCCCGUGGUCGAUGGGGAUUUCCUCCCAGACGUGCCAGAGAACCUCUUUGCCAACGCUGCCGACAUCGACUACGUGGCCGGGGUCAAUGACAUGGACGGGCACUUCUUUGCCGGUGUGGAUUUACCGGCCAUCAACCGCCCGCUGGUGAAAGUCACUGCGGACGAGGUGUACAAAUUGAUCAAAGGCCUCACCGUGGACAGGGGCGAGGCUGGAGCCAACGCCACCUACAACAUCUACACACAGAGCUGGGGUGAGAAACCCUCGAAGGAGGUUGUGAAGAAGACGGUGGUGGAGCUGAUGACUGACUACAUCUUCCUGAUCCCCACACAGAAGGCACUGGACCUGCACGUGCAGAAUGCCAAGAGCGGCAAGACCUACAGCUACGUGUUCUCGCAGCCGUCCCGCAUGCCCGUCUACCCCAGCUGGGUCGGGGCAGACCAUGCUGAUGACCUGCAGUACGUGUUUGGGAAGCCCUUUGCCACCCCCCUGGGCUACCUGCCCAAGCACAGGACUGUCUCAAAGGCCAUGAUUGCUUACUGGACCAAUUUUGCCAGGACUGGUGAUCCCAACAAAGGGAAUUCAGACGUGCCCGUUUCCUGGCCAGCCUACACCAGCAAGGGCAAGUACUACCUGGAUAUCAACAACAAGAUGAGCAAGAACUCUGUGAAACAGGACCUGAGAUCAGAGUAUGUGUCAUUCUGGAACUCAGAUUAUCUGCAGCUGCCACAGGUUGCCAACAUCUCCCAGUCAGAGUUACUGUUCUGAAUCUUUUGAAGAAAAUUCAUUAAAACCUUGCAUGUA
Messenger RNA from Ficedula albicollis (Collared flycatcher), 2446 nucleotides. Its product is annotated as bile salt-activated lipase-like. The record is from RefSeq and is a predicted model, not a curated record. The coding region runs from base 479 to 2410 and encodes 643 amino acids. Gene Ontology annotation, biological process: chemical synaptic transmission; postsynaptic membrane assembly; modulation of chemical synaptic transmission. The transcript is spliced from 12 exons. NCBI's taxonomy places the organism in Eukaryota, Metazoa, Chordata, Aves, Passeriformes, Muscicapidae. Gene Ontology annotation, cellular component: postsynaptic specialization membrane; cell surface; synapse. Gene Ontology annotation, molecular function: neurexin family protein binding; signaling receptor activity; triacylglycerol lipase activity.